GUUAUUAAUGAAAAGUUACAAAAUAUAGUGAUUAGACAAAAAGCGCAAUAAAUUAACAACAACAUUAUUUUCAGGAGAGGUUACAAAUAUACAAUUUUAUGACAUUUUAAUGAUUUAUUCUGGUAAUUAAGUCAUUAUUAUUGUAAGGGAUUAUUUAUGAGUACUAGUAUCGUAAAUUGACACAAUAAAGCCUUAUUACGGUGUACACGACGCGGAAAAAUCCAGAUUGUGGAAAACAUUGAAAGGUAGCACAGGAGUACAAUAAGAUAAAUGUACCAAAAAUAGUACACAAAAAUUCGCAUUCACAAUGUGGUGGUAUAUUUUCUACGUAGACCCUGGUUAGGGGUGCUAAUAGGACUAUGGCUCACAAUGGUGUCUGCGCUCUGUUACUGGCGGCUGCUUUCGAGGAUCAGUGUACUUGAUGCACAUAACAGAAGCCAACUGAACAGGUCACCAUACAGUAUGCCACGAGUUCUAUCAGUUGACUCUUUAACACACCGCGCACAGGGUAGAGACGAAGGUGCACUAUGUGAGACUAUCCACUUGUCUUUAGUAUGCAUGGGCCAGUGCACUCGACAUAUCACGCCGAUGUUGAAGUCCUUGCUGCAUCAUAGACAAAAUCCGUUACAUUUCCAUUUGAUAGUGGACUUUGCCUCUGAGAAAAUGUUAAACAAAUUUUUUGAUACUUGGGACUUACCUGAUGUCAAGUAUUCAUGCUACAAUGCACAAUAUGAGCUCCCGAAAGUAGCGUGGAUACCAAACAGUCACUAUUCUGGAGUUUAUUCUUUCUUUAAACUCCUCUACACCGAUGUUUUACCCAAAUCUUUGGAGAAAGUCAUCGUGCUGGAUUCUGAUCUAACGUUCUUGAGCGAUGUCGCUGAGCUAUGGAGUAUGUUUAAAAAUAUGACUGAUGAACAAUUAUUAGGUUUAGUAGAGAACGAAAGCAACUGGUAUUACGAAGCAGACCGAUGGCCGGCGCUGGGUCGCGGCUUCAAUACGGGCGUGAUGCUUUUGAAUCUUCGCAAAAUCCACACGACCACAAAUUGGACGCUGCUGUGGCGAGAGGCCGUCAACUUUAACAUAAAGAAGUUGACAAAAACCUCACUUGGAGACCAGGAUGUUAUAAAUGCGAUAAUACACAACCACCCCCAAAUAGUGUAUAAUAUAGGAUGUCAAUAUAACGUUCAGAUGUCUACGCAGACAUUGGCCAAGAAUUGUUACGGCCAGGAUAUGAGAAGUGUUAAGAUAAUUCAUUGGAAUUCUCCUCGCAAGUACGCCGUAGAUGUGAAAGACGCAGAUUUCUUUCGAAACAGCCACCUUUUUUAUGUGAACAUUGAUGGCAACCUUCUGAAGAAGAAGCUUCAUCGCUGCUACACCCCAGAAAUAGCCACUACGUCUUUAAACAACAGUUCCAAUCUGUGCGUCAGUUUCCAUGCGAUGGCGCAUGCGAAACUUCGAACGCAUAUAUACUACAUGGACUACGCCUAUAACCAAAUAGAUGCUUUUGACGUUACGCUGGUGCUGCAAUUGUCUAUGGACAGACUACACUUCUUUGAAAGAUUCGUUAAGUAUUGGGAAGGGCCCAUAAGUGCAGCUAUCUACCUUUCGGACUGCGAACUAAAGGAGCUGGAAGUCUUCAUCCAGGAAUACUCCUCAACACUUAGCAUGCGACGCAACAUCGGAUAUCACCUGGUUUUUAAGCACGAUUCGGCUCAUUACCCGGUAAACUACCUGCGCAACGUGGCGCUGGAGCACGUGAACACUCCGUACGUAUUCCUCAUGGACGUGGAUUUCGUACCAAUGGGUGAUAUCUACCAGCAUCUACGCCAGGCCAUCAAGCUCACCAACCCUUAUCCCCAGAAGAAGUGCCUUGUAGUACCGGCGUUCGAGACGGCUCGGUACCGCGCGUCGCCACCGCGUACGAAGAUGGCGCUGCUGGCGCGGUUGCGUGCCGGCCGCGGCCGUGACGCCGACGUCGCGCCCUUCCGCCUGCAAGAAUGGCCCAAAGGACACAGAGCCACCAAUUACUCGCGAUGGAUAGACGCCACCAAACCUUACGAGGUUGAUUGGGAGCCGGACUACGAGCCGUACCUCGUGGUACACCGGACGGUGCCGUUGUAUGACACACGCUUCUCAGGGUUCGGCUGGAACAAGGUGUCGCACAUAGUUGAGCUGCGCGCGCAGGGGUUCAAGGCGGUGGUGCUGCCUGACGCGUUCGUGGUGCACACUACGCAUGCGCCCUCUGCCGGCAUCGUCGCGUUCCGUGCCAACAAAUACUAUCGCAUUUGCCUAGCUCAAAUAAAGCAAGAGUUCCUGAACGAUCUCACGCGCAAGUACAAUGUGAGCUUUGACAUUGUCAGCGGCAAGAAGAAGUACGACGAGUACGCCGAUAUAGCCAAAAACUUAUUCCUGAACGAAGCUAAAGAUGGGGUAUAGUAUAUACUAAUGGAUAAUAGAAGGAAAUAUCCAAGUUAAUGAAAAAUCGAUGCUGACGACGGAUACAUAAACAGCAUCAAAAUA
This is a messenger RNA of Hyposmocoma kahamanoa, 2520 nucleotides long. RefSeq names its product LARGE xylosyl- and glucuronyltransferase 1-like. Gene Ontology annotation, biological process: protein O-linked glycosylation via mannose. The record is from RefSeq and is a predicted model, not a curated record. Gene Ontology annotation, molecular function: xylosyltransferase activity; glucuronosyltransferase activity. Lineage: Eukaryota; Metazoa; Arthropoda; Insecta; Lepidoptera; Cosmopterigidae. The transcript has 13 exons. Bases 370 to 2436 code for a protein of 688 amino acids.